CACACAUCUUCACUUCUGCCUCUGACCACAACGACUGAAGCACACCUCAGCUCUGAGAGAUCAGUUCAGUAACUGCAGCCACACAAUGUUUCCAAAUACUUCUCUGCCCACCCACACACUCAAGUCUUCUAAGGAUGACCAGGCGGUGGACAUUGAUGCCAUCAUGGACAAUGUCAGCAUCAUCCUGUACACACUGACUGUCGUACUUGGCAUCACAGGGAACUCUGUGGUGAUCUGGGUGGCUGGAUUCAAACUUAAGCCAAAGGUCACCAAUGUGUGGCUGGUGAAUCUGGCGAUAGCAGACCUGAUCUUCUGCUUUACACGAGUUUUCUCUCUCACUAAGAAGCUCUUCUUUGAGCACUGGCCUUUUGGUCUCUUCGUCUGCAAGUUCAAUGGCUUCUUCAAAUAUGCCAACAUGUUCUGCUCUGUCUUCCUGCUGGCUGUGAUCAGUCUGGAUCGAGUGCUCUGCAUCUGGCAGCCCGUCUUCACAAAGCGUCGACGCACCAUGUGGGUAGCGAGGAUGGUGGCGGUCUGUAUCUGGAUCGCAGCGAUCCUCUUGAGCAUUCCCUACUUCAUCCAUCGCCAAGUCUACCUGGGCAAGAAGAACCUGAGUAAGUGCUCUGUGGAUCCGAAGGAGAAGGCAGAAGGGUACAACAGCACCAAAGCUGCGCUCUACUCCAUCCGCUUCCUGUGCGGCUUCAUAUUUCCCUUCAUGGUGAUUCUGGUCUGUUAUAUCCUGGCCGCUGUAGGAAUCAGACGCACCCGCCUGUCAGGGAAAUCCCGCCCCCUGCGUAUACUAGCAUGUUUGGUCAUUGCCUUCUUCCUGUGUUGGGCACCUUACCACUGCCUCUUACUGGUGAAGAUGGUGGACAAUAAAAAUGCAGUGGUGAAAAUCUGGUACCCUGUAGCAAAGGGUGUUGCCUACUUUAACAGCUGUGUGAACCCAUUGUUGUACUUCUGCAUGGGGAUGGAUGUGAGGGGGCGAUUCAGGCAGAGUCUGAUGGGUGUUUACAAAAGAGCUCUGGCAGAUGAUGUUGAUGGACAGACAACUCACUCCAACGAUCGCUCUUUGGAUGAAACCUCGGUGUCCAAGCACAGCACUCUCAUAGUGGCGGGAUCAGGUCUGACAGAAAUGGGUGUGGCUAAAGUUUAAGUUUUCCCUCUAUUGAUCCUGAAGCUUACAGGACAUGUUUCAAACCUAUCACAAUAUCAUCAUUAUAUGAUACGUACACUGGUAAUGGAAUAUAUAGAAAGUCUUCACCUAUGAUUGGAUUGAUCCACACUGGCUCAAUAAAAAAGGAGCUGUGAGAAGUGUUUGUGUCCACCUUAACCUGGAUUAGCUGGGUUGAUGUAUCACAAGAGAGGAUAAGGACAAAAUUAGUAUAUUAGAUAAAUUAUCAAACUGACACCCCUCCAUGAUAUCAAAGUACUACAAGAUUGUGGUAUUACUAUCCACACCAACCUAGGGACUAAAAAAACAGAUUUAAACAGGUAAGUUUAUGUGGAUAAAAUAAUUCAAGAAAACAAAGAAAAAUUGAUGUUUAGAUUAGACAAGAGGGCAACAUACUAAUAAUCAGCUAAUGCUAACAAGCUUGAAUAGCUAGGGUCACACACUGACACAGAAGCCUGUCAAUGAUAUACAAAUGCUAGAAACUGGAGCGCAGACGUCUUGGACAGCCUGCUUGUACACUUACUGCACAGUUUUAUUUUUCAUGUUUGUUUUGUUUUUUAAAUGACAACAAAGAGAAAAUAGUCUACUGUUGUUUACUGAUAUGUAAUUUUUAUGUUAAUAACUGCAACUUUUUUGUAACUAAAGCAAUAAUUAGCAUCCAACCACCAAACAAAGGGUUAUUUAUUUAUUUUAUCCAUUGAUUAAUAUCAGUAAAGUGUAAAAGUAAAAUGUGAAGGAUAGUGAUCUAAAUUAUGCCAAGUAGUAGAAUGCAGUCUAAAUGCCACUCCUCUUUUGGUCUUUAGGUUUUUCUACAAGCAUAUAAGCAUAAUAGUUCAUCUGUACCUAUACGGUUUUGAGCAGGACUUAUUUGACUCCAGAUGAAAAGUGUACUUAAAAAAAUAAAGAUGGUCACUUUGUAGUUGAUUUCUGCAUAGUGGGCAAAAAAUAUUAAAACAACUAAUGUUGUAAUUCAAGUACUGGGACACUCUUUCUUUCACAUUUUCCUUUUCAAACUGGAUUUUAUUUCCUGGUGGUGCAUUUGAAAAAUUCCACAAUGUGAGCAAGUCAUUUUUGAAAAUAUUUAUUUUUAAGAAAACACUUUGGCACAGCAGAGACAAUGUGUUGUAGAUGUAUUACAAGGCUGUUUUACAUUUUGAUUGAUUGAUUAUACUUUAUUCAUCCCGAGGGAAUUUUAUGUUGUUCAGAGUGGGCAGCACGUGAUAUGGUGGUUAGCACUGUGGUUUCACUCACAGGCCUGUGUGGAGUUUGCUUGUUUUUCCUGUGUUUGUGUGGGUUCUCUCUGGGUACUCUGGGUUCCUCCCACAGUCCAAAGACAUGCAGAUAGUGUUAGGUUAACUGGUGACUCUAUAUUGCCCAUAGAUGUGAGUGUGUCAGUAGAGCCCUGUUAGUCCUAUGUCAGGUUGGCGACCUGUCUAGGGUGCAUCCUGCCUCUCGCCCUAUGGUAGCUGGGAUAGGCCCCAGCCCCUCCACCACCUUGAUAAGAAUGAGCAGAAGAGAAUGGAUUAGUGGAUGUCACAUUUUUGAGUUGUGUUUUUGGACAUGUAAUUGAAGUCACAGAAGAAAAGUGGAACUGUGAUGAAGCAGAGGGAAGUGAGACUAUAAGAAAAGCCAGUAAUAGCUUUAGUCAUGACUCUGUCUUGUGUAUAGAGGUCAUUCUGAAGGUUAGAUGAAUGGAAACUGUGCAGUGUACCAAGCUGCAUCGUGUGGUUUUUGUUUUUCGUCUUUUUUUUUUUUUUUUUUUUUUAA
This is a messenger RNA of Pelmatolapia mariae (spotted tilapia), 2938 nucleotides long. RefSeq names its product fMet-Leu-Phe receptor-like. Gene Ontology annotation, biological process: complement receptor mediated signaling pathway; inflammatory response; phospholipase C-activating G protein-coupled receptor signaling pathway. The coding region runs from base 86 to 1153 and encodes 355 amino acids. Gene Ontology annotation, molecular function: complement receptor activity; G protein-coupled receptor activity. Gene Ontology annotation, cellular component: plasma membrane. Lineage: Eukaryota; Metazoa; Chordata; Actinopteri; Cichliformes; Cichlidae. The record is from RefSeq and is a predicted model, not a curated record. The transcript has 3 exons.